This is a messenger RNA of Leptomonas pyrrhocoris, 3115 nucleotides long. RefSeq lists its product as hypothetical. Bases 491 to 3115 code for a protein of 874 amino acids. Gene Ontology annotation, molecular function: protein binding. NCBI's taxonomy places the organism in Eukaryota, Euglenozoa, Kinetoplastea, Trypanosomatida, Trypanosomatidae. The record is from RefSeq and is a predicted model, not a curated record. The transcript has a single exon.
AGUGAUGAUACAACCCUCAUCCCCACCCAUUCCACAGAAGCAUUUACUCAACGCCGGAGCACAGCGGUAGAUCUCGUGUCCUCAAUUUCCUUUUCCCUGUCUUGCAAAAAGAAAAGAAAAAGGAGAACACGCACGUAUAAAUUUAUUAUUACUCGUAACGCGCUCCUUUUGACUCUGAUUGGUGUUUCUUUUUGGGCGUUUUACGUUGUUGCUCCCCGCUUGUCUCGCGCCGUCUUCUUCCCUCGCUGCGUCAGGGUACAUGUCUCCAAACGGCCGCAAGAGCCUCACUUCUGUUUUUCUGAAGGUGCUAAGCUUCUGAAUACACAUAUACGUUUGCUUUUUUGACCUUUUCGUCUGUGCUUCCUCUCUUUCCAUCACGAGGCCUUUGCAGGCUUAACGGACGUAUAAGGCGCCUCAUAAAUAUUCUUCGCAGCAACGGCAGUAGAGCGCACUCUUUGCCCUCUGGUUCCCCCGGUCUCGUUUCUGGAACAUGUCCGGCUUUUUGACGCCUGCCGCGUUGCAGCGUGGAGUCGGUGCUCCGCCGCCGUCGCGGCCGCGACUCUUCUCCCGCACGACGGCCGACCACAAGUCGCCGCCUCCGCCAGCCCGCUUAGCCCCCAUCGGUCCCAUCACGCCAGUGGCGAGCCCCGUCAUCUCUCCUCAACCCGCGCCGCACCUGUGGGACGAAGGGAAUCAACGGCCGACCUCUGCUACGCAGGAUGAGCAGGCAUCGUACGGACUGCAGGCGUGCCUCUCUGAUCGUCACCUCAUUGAGGACGAAAAUGAGGAGCAAUCGCAGCCACGACCUGCGUCCGUGCGGUCCACUUCUAGCGCGCUCUCUCCGCCAUCCUCGCAGCUCUUCAGCUCUCCGCUUUUGCACGGCGGCUCCGGAAAUGAAAUGCGGGCUGUGCACACCUCCCACGGUGGCAAUGGGGCCCACCCCGGCAUGGUACUCUACUCCGCAGAGCCGCUGCCACACCAGAAGGUGAUGCUGACGCCGCCCCGCAGCGGCAGUGGUCUUAGCGGCAGUGCCGCGCGAGAGGGCAGCGCCGAGUACACCUGUCCCGGCCGGGUGGAGGCGUUGCCCACGGCCAAGCGCGAACGCUUCAUCAGUUCCGCCGACACGCAGCACAGCGUCGCCAGCAGCAGCACUCCGCCGCCACGGUGCAGGCGUGCCGUCAACGACAACAUCCUCAACCACGGACUGCAGCCGGCGGCGACGGAGCCGUAUGCAGCGGUGCCUGAGGACAGACUUGUUGCGAAUGGUACGGCGUGGCCCUCGGGGCAGCGCGAGCGGCUGCGGCUCAGCGGGGGCACGAGUCGCAGCAGCAGCUACCGCGGCGCCGUGAGCGACAACUCGUCCUCGGAUGUUGCCGCCCCUGUUGCCGGCACCUCGAUCGCUGCGUCGGCGGCCGGUGUGGCGUCGGCAGGCGCGCAGUGUCUCGUGCUGGAUGACACCGUGGACAGCGCGGCGAUUGUCCCACCCGAUCAGCUGCAGUGCCUGCUCGACCAGGCAUCCGGCACGAGCGUCAACGGAUACGUGGCGGAGGAGCCGCCCAGCCCGUAUGGCCGCCGUCUCAUCACGGCUGAGGUGCUGCGUGACUGGACGGGGUGGGAGGACCUCGAGCUGGUGCUCGCCACUCAACUCCGCGUGGACGCUGAGGCAAUGAUCGGCGUGGACCAGAUCGGUCGGCAGCUGCCUCGGCUCUCUUCGCUGAAGCUGAACGGCUCGCGUAUUCCGCGCAUGCGUCAGCUCGGCACCGGCUUUCACGCACUGAGGUUCCUGUGGGUAAACAGCUGCCAUUUGGCCGACGUGCGUGGUCUGGCUGCGUGCUGCCCCGCGCUGGUCGAACUGUAUGCCUCCUUCAACUACAUCACCGACAUCACACCCCUGAUGGAGCUCUCCUCGACGCUCAAGGUGCUCGACGUGGAGGGCAACCUGCUCGACGACGCCACCAGCCUCGGCUUUGUCUUGUCGACCCUGCAGAACGUCGACUCGCUGUCGCUGCUGGGGAACCCCCUCACCUGCGAGCAUCAGGAUCGCGUGCGCGAGGCCUACGCAACCACCAAGGCCGACGAGGCCACCCAGAAGAAUGAGGACAGCGUAGACGCAACAGCGGCGGCGUCCACGUGCGUUGGUAAAGUGCGCUUCACCGACGUCCUGCGUGCCUGGGUGCAGGGCUUGAUGCCCAACCUGCAAACACUGAAUGAUGAGCCGAUGCAGCAGAGGGGUAAAGGUGCCACGUCGGCUGCGGCAGGGACCGUGCGGGCGCCGACUGGUGGCAACGUGCACGUCGACCCAUUCGACGACCGCCUGGCCGAGGAACUUCAGCUGGUUGAAUCGUACGUGCGCGAGACGGACCCCUUCGACCCCCUUCUCGAGGCAGUCGAGGAGGCCAACCAGCAGGUCUACACGCGCCCAUCGACGUCGUGCAGCGGGGCCCGUCCGCGGCUCACGCCUACCACUUCGAUGGGCUGCUCGCGGCCGUCCACUUCCGCCCGUUUCAGCAGCGCGGCUACCUCGCAUCGCCUCGGCAGUGCGUCGGCGACGGAUGCGUCGGUGCUGACGACGGGGGCCGUGCUGGCGGGUAACGCGACAGCGAGCCUGCGCCGCCGGCUCGCGACGCCCACCCCUGUCGCGCUGCCGUCUUCCUCGGAAGGUGUGUACAGCAACAGUCACGACGCGUCGUGCUCUCCCGUCGAGGCGGCCGUGAAGACGACCAGUGCCCGACUCGACGAGCAGGCGCAGCGCGGCGGCGAGGCGUCACACACGGAGACCCCCGAAGACGAGGACGCGCGUGUUGACGCGUUGCUCGCCGACGACAGCGAGGAGGAUGAGUGGGAGCGCUACAAGUCUUCGCUGCUGCUGUCCUCUACUACCAACGCCAAAACUGCUGAUGCUGCUGUUGCGGAUGCCGGUGAUGCCCCCUUGGCGAAGUACUCCUCGCUGCUCAGCUUCUCGUCUGCCGCUCGCAUCAGUGAUAUCGAAGCCGCGAGGCAGACAACGCCAGCGGAGGGGGCGCUGCCUACGGAGGAGGACGGCUUUCACAAGGAGUUGAAGAGCGAAUGGAGCCGGCUGCGGCUGCGCAUGGCAAAGGCGGGACGCGCGCUUUAA